AUGAUAAUAAUAAUAGUUCUAAUCAUAAUUAUAAUAAUAAUAAUAAUAAUAAUAAUAAUAAUAAUAAUAAUAAUAAUAAUAAUAAUAAUAAUAAUAAUAAUGAUGAUGAUGAUGAUGAUGAUGAUGAUAAUGAUAAUAAUAAUAACAAUAAUAAUAGUAUUGAUAAUAAAAAUAAUAAGUUCAACAAAAGAAGUUCGGGGUCAUCAAAACUAGGGAUGAAGUCGGUAGCAAAGACCUCCAAAAACCGGAAACGACGCCAACGCCACCCGAGGAAGAACAAAUCGGAUUCUGAAGAUACUGAAGGGAGCAUUUUACCACAGGACUCGCAAUACUCUGGUAGUACAGAGACAGAAGGAGAAGCAAAGGAAGAUUCCGCUUUGCCUCCGUCGAUGAACUUCUUUGACGCCCUCCGAUUUUACCGACAUCUGCUGAAUCCGGUUCCGAUGGUAAUUGGAGAAAUGCUUUAUCAGCAGCCGAUGACUCGCGAGGAGUCUUACCGGCUAAGAAGGCCUCUAGGAGGCAUGGUAACAAAGAACAAGCAGCCGAGGGUAAUGUACAAUCAGAGAAACAUUCUGAAUCUGGAGGCCAAUCUCAGGAACUUUAACUGGCAGUUCACUUGGAAGUUUGAUCAGGAUGUUUCUACGAGAGUCAGCUCUAAGGGUCAGCUUGACGAGGACUUGAAUUGUGAUGAAUUGACAUGUUGCAGCUAUUGUGAUUUCGAGGAACCUAUUCAAUCAGAUUUUAUAAAGGAGAUAUAA
Messenger RNA from Cotesia congregata, 758 nucleotides. The record is from the annotation of a GenBank genome assembly. Lineage: Eukaryota; Metazoa; Arthropoda; Insecta; Hymenoptera; Braconidae.